AUGUGGAAAGUAGCCGUUGUGGCCAGUUUUGCUCUUGCGGCCUUCGCGGCCGCCAAAGAAGAGGACAAGAAGAUCGAUGGCACCACGUAUUCGUGCGUGGGCAUCUACAAGAAUGGACGAGUAGAGAUUAUUCCUAACGAUCAAGGCAAUCGUAUCACGCCCUCUUAUGUGGCCUUUACCGAUGACGAGCGUCUGAUCGGAGAGGCGGCGAAGAAUCAGGCCACCAUCAAUCCUACGCAGACCCUCUUCGACGUGAAGCGCCUGAUUGGCCGGCGCUUCAAGGACUCCACGGUGCAGAAGGACAUUAAGCUCCUUCCAUACAAGAUCGUGGACAAGAGCACCAAGCCCAUGAUCGCUGUGAAAGUGAAGGGCGAGGAGAAGGUCAUGGCUCCAGAGGAGGUGUCCUCCAUGGUGCUCACCAAGAUGAAGGAGACUGCCGAGAACUACUUGGGCAAGGAGGUCAAGCAUGCCGUCGUGACGGUGCCUGCCUAUUUCAACGAUGCCCAGAGACAGUCCACAAAGGAUGCAGGCACAAUUGCUGGCCUCAAUGUUCUUCGCAUCAUCAACGAGCCCACUGCAGCAGCCAUCGCAUACGGUCUGGACAAGAAGACGGAGAAGAACAUCCUUGUGUACGACCUUGGCGGUGGAACCUUUGAUGUCUCCCUCCUCACCAUUGACAAUGGCGUCUUUGAGGUGGUGGCCACCAACGGCGACACCCACUUGGGCGGAGAAGACUUCGACCAGCGUGUGAUGCAGCACUUCAUGAAGAUCUUCGAAAAGAAGCAUGGCAAAGACAUGUCGAAGGACAAGCGUUCUAUCCAGAAGCUGCGCAGGGAGGUGGAGAAGACCAAGCGAGCCCUUAGCUCCACUCACCAGGCACGCCUGGAGAUCGAGGCCCUCUACGAUGGUGUCGACUUCUCUGAGACGCUGACCCGCGCUCGCUUUGAGGAGCUGAACGCCGACCUGUUCAAGAACACCCUUGGCCCUGUGAAGCAGGUGUUGGACGACUCGGGCCUGAAGAAGAACCAAGUCGACGAGAUCGUGUUGGUGGGCGGUUCUACCCGAAUUCCCAAGGUGCAGCAGCUGAUCAAGGACUUCUUCAAUGGCAAGGAGCCCAACCGCGGCAUUAACCCCGACGAGGCCGUGGCGUACGGCGCUGCCGUGCAGGCUGGUAUUCUGAGCGGCGAGGGUGGCCAGGACUUGCUGCUUUUGGACGUGACUCCAUUGACCCUGGGUAUCGAGACCGUGGGCGGUGUCAUGACCAAACUGAUCUCUCGCAACACAGUGAUCCCGACAAAGAAGAGUCAGAUCUUCUCCACUUACCAGGACAACCAGCCUGCGGUGAACAUCCAGGUCUUCGAGGGCGAGCGACCCAUGACCAAGGACAACCACCUGCUGGGAAAGUUCGAGCUCGGUGGAAUCCCUCCUGCUCCUCGUGGACAGCCCCAAAUCGAGGUGACUUUCGAGAUCGACUCGAACGGCAUCCUCAAUGUGGGCGCAGAGGACAAGGGCACCGGCAAGAGCGAGAAGAUUACCAUCACAAACGACAAGGGCAGGCUGACCGAAGAGCAGAUCGAGAAGAUGAUUCGCGAAGCCGAGGAGUUCGCGGAUGAGGACAAGAAGGUCAAGGAGCGCGUGGACGCCAAGAACGCUUUCGACGGCUACAUCCACUCUAUGCGAUCUGCCACAGAGGGCUCUGGAGACAACAAGGGCCUCAGUGAGAAGAUGGACUCCGAUGAGAAGGAGAAGAUCCUGGAUGCCCUGAAGGACGGCCAGUCUUGGCUGGACUCCAACCCUGAGGCAGAUGCCGAGGAGAUCAAGGAGAAGCACAAGGAGGUCGAGGGCAUUUGCGCGCCCAUCGUCUCCAAGUACUACGGCGGCGGUGGUGCCGGCGGUGCUGUGUGUGCGUGCGUCCGUGCGACUGGAUGUCUCUCAGGCACCACGUAUUCGUGCGUGGGCAUCUACAAGAAUGGACGAGUAGAGAUUAUUCCUAACGAUCAAGGCAAUCGUAUCACGCCCUCUUAUGUGGCCUUUACCGAUGACGAGCGUCUGAUCGGAGAGGCGGCGAAGAAUCAGGCCACCAUCAAUCCUACGCAGACCCUGUUCGACGUGAAGCGCCUGAUUGGCCGGCGCUUCAAGGACUCCACGGUGCAGAAGGACAUUAAGCUCCUUCCGUACAAGAUCGUGGACAAGAGCACCAAGCCCAUGAUCGCUGUGAAAGUGAAGGGCGAGGAGAAGGUCAUGGCUCCAGAGGAGGUGUCCUCCAUGGUGCUCACCAAGAUGAAGGAGACUGCCGAGAACUACUUGGGCAAGGAGGUCAAGCAUGCCGUCGUGACGGUGCCUGCCUAUUUCAACGAUGCCCAGAGACAGUCCACAAAGGAUGCAGGCACAAUUGCUGGCCUCAAUGUUCUUCGCAUCAUCAACGAGCCCACUGCAGCAGCCAUCGCAUACGGUCUGGACAAGAAGACGGAGAAGAACAUCCUUGUGUACGACCUUGGCGGUGGAACCUUUGAUGUCUCCCUCCUCACCAUUGACAAUGGCGUCUUUGAGGUGGUGGCCACCAACGGCGACACCCACUUGGGCGGAGAAGACUUCGACCAGCGUGUGAUGCAGCACUUCAUGAAGAUCUUCGAAAAGAAGCAUGGCAAAGACAUGUCGAAGGACAAGCGUUCUAUCCAGAAGCUGCGCAGGGAGGUGGAGAAGACCAAGCGAGCCCUUAGCUCCACUCACCAGGCACGCCUGGAGAUCGAGGCCCUCUACGAUGGUGUCGACUUCUCUGAGACGCUGACCCGCGCUCGCUUUGAGGAGCUGAACGCCGACCUGUUCAAGAACACCCUUGGCCCUGUGAAGCAGGUGUUGGACGACUCGGGCCUGAAGAAGAACCAAGUCGACGAGAUCGUGUUGGUGGGCGGUUCUACCCGAAUUCCCAAGGUGCAGCAGCUGAUCAAGGACUUCUUCAAUGGCAAGGAGCCCAACCGCGGCAUUAACCCCGACGAGGCCGUGGCGUACGGCGCUGCCGUGCAGGCUGGUAUUCUGAGCGGCGAGGGUGGCCAGGACUUGCUGCUUUUGGACGUGACUCCAUUGACCCUGGGUAUCGAGACCGUGGGCGGUGUCAUGACCAAACUGAUCUCUCGCAACACAGUGAUCCCGACAAAGAAGAGUCAGAUCUUCUCCACUUACCAGGACAACCAGCCUGCGGUGAACAUCCAGGUCUUCGAGGGCGAGCGACCCAUGACCAAGGACAACCACCUGCUGGGAAAGUUCGAGCUCGGUGGAAUCCCUCCUGUGACUUUCGAGAUCGACUCGAACGGCAUCCUCAAUGUGGGCGCAGAGGACAAGGGCACCGGCAAGAGCGAGAAGAUUACCAUCACAAACGACAAGGGCAGGCUGACCGAAGAGCAGAUCGAGAAGAUGAUUCGCGAAGCCGAGGAGUUCGCGGAUGAGGACAAGAAGGUCAAGGAGCGCGUGGACGCCAAGAACGCUUUCGACGGCUACAUCCACUCUAUGCGAUCUGCCACAGAGGGCUCUGGAGACAACAAGGGCCUCAGUGAGAAGAUGGACUCCGAUGAGAAGGAGAAGAUCCUGGAUGCCCUGAAGGACGGCCAGUCUUGGCUGGACUCCAACCCUGAGGCAGAUGCCGAGGAGAUCAAGGAGAAGCACAAGGAGGUCGAGGGCAUUUGCGCGCCCAUCGUCUCCAAGUACUACGGCGGCGGUGGUGCCGGCGGUGCUGGCGGCGCAGAUGACGACGAGGAGGAGGCACACGACGAGCUCUAA
Messenger RNA from Symbiodinium sp. CCMP2592, 3774 nucleotides. Lineage: Eukaryota; Dinophyceae; Suessiales; Symbiodiniaceae. The record is from the annotation of a GenBank genome assembly.